Molecule: messenger RNA, 1329 nt
Organism: Parnassius mnemosyne (clouded apollo)
Lineage: Eukaryota; Metazoa; Arthropoda; Insecta; Lepidoptera; Papilionidae
Source: the annotation of a GenBank genome assembly
AUGGAUAAAUCUUUAAAACAAAAGAAAUUAAAGAACGUAACUCGGGAAGAACUCAAUAAUAUGGAUAAAAAUGUCUUAGUGGACAGAAUAUUGCAAUUAGAGGCUCAUAAUUCACAAUUAAAAAAUAUCAUAAGCAAGAAAUUAACAAAUGACACAGAAAACUGUUCAGAAGUUAACAAGAAAAUGUUUGAUUUCAAUAAAUGCCACUAUCGCAGAGUUCUCUUAAGAAUUCUUUAUUUUGGUUGGAAGUACCAAGGUCUAGCAGUACAAGAAGAUUCUACACAAACAAUUGAACAUCACUUAUUUCAUGCCUUGAUAAAGUCUUGCUUGAUACAAAGCCGUGAAACAUCUCAGUAUCACAGAUGUGGUCGGACAGAUAAAGGUGUUAGUGCUUAUGGUCAGGUGAUAUCAAUUUCCCUUCGAAGUAAGCAUCCACCAGAAAAACAACACCUACCUGAAUCUAUAAAUUCAGAAAUGCCAUACUGUAAAAUGCUGAAUCGACUCCUGCCAAAGGACAUUCGUGCAGUUGCUUGGAUGCCGAUACCAGACGACAAAACUGAUUACAGUGCCAGGUUUAAUUGUAAAAAACGUCAAUACAAGUACUACUUCCCCCGGUCAAAUCUUGAUUUAGACAGUAUGCGGGAAGCUUGUACUCAUAUCAUUGGAACUAAAGAUUUCCGUAACCUAUGUAAGAUGGAUGUAGGCAAUGGAGUCACUGAAUUUUAUCGAGAAAUUCUCAAAGCGGAAAUAGUGCCAGUUGAUGAAAAGGAUGUUAAAGAACCGACAUCUAUGUACUACCUAGUAAUAGAAGGCAAUGCUUUUUUAUGGCAUCAGAUCCGUUGCAUCAUGGGCCUGUUGCUGUUAAUUGGCCAGGGGCACGAGAAACCCGAUAUUAUGACUGAAUUGCUAGACAUUGAGAAGAAUCCAAGAAAACCUCAGUACAACAUGGCGUUAGAUGUCCCAUUAAAUCUUUUCCACUGUAGCUACGAUUUAGAGAAUACCAGCGAAUGGGUUUAUCAUGAGGACGAAUUAAGAUUAGUUAUAGCGACGUUGCAAGGAGAUUGGACUAUAAAUCGAAUAAAAACAACUAUGAUACGGGACACUAUUCAACACUUAGAAGGAGAAUAUGUCAAACUUAAAGAUAAAAACGAAGGGAAUACAAAUGACAAAAUAGAUGGUGUCAUGGCGUAUACUGAUUGCUUACUUCAAGGCGUUAAACCUAAACUGUACACUCCGCUGUUAAAACGAGAAACUUGUUCGAGCUUGGAAGAAAGAAUUGAAUACUAUAAGAAGAAAAGAAAACUCAUUACUAGCGAAGUUGCUGAAUGA